AUGUGUGACAAGCAAGUAGUAGCACGGUGUGACACCAGGGAUGGGAAACCUCAGAUUCUAUCAAUAUAUGGCAUUUCUUCAGAUGAAUGUUAUGGAGCACUGUACAGAUCAAAGGAAGGCAUUGAAAGUUUUUUCAGAUACAUGGAUGAAGCUUGGAGCCUGCAUGGAAAAGAAGUGGUCUCUGCCUUUGAUCUUUCUGGUUUUCAGCUGAUUUAUGAUCUGGGUGGAAGUAGUGGUGGCUUAGCUAAGGAAUUGAUUUCAAAAUACCCAAAUUGUACUGUGAAACUUUUUGAUCUUCCUGAAGUUGUGGAAAUAUCUAAAAAAUAUAAUGCAUUUUCAGAUGAAUCCCUGAUCGCUUUCCAUGAAGGAGAUUUUUUUAAAGAUCCAAUUCCUGAAGCAGAUCUUUACAUCUUAUCAAGAGUCUUGUUUAAUUGGAAUGAUGAAAAGUGUAUCCAGCUACUAACAAAAGUAUUUACAGCCUGUAAACCAGGUGGUGGAAUCUUAGUAGUGGAACCAACUAUUGAUGAAGAAAUAUCUGUGUCUUUUCCUGGUCAUAUAUAUGCCAUGAUACUGUUGCUUCAGACUGUAGGAAAAGCACGGAAAGUAUCAGAGCAUCGCAUACUCUUCAACACAGCUGGCUUUAAAGAUAUUCAGUUCAAGAAAGGAAAUGUCUUUGAUGUCAUUUUGGCCAGAAAAUAA
Molecule: messenger RNA, 699 nt
Organism: Crotalus tigris (Tiger rattlesnake)
Lineage: Eukaryota; Metazoa; Chordata; Lepidosauria; Squamata; Viperidae
Product: acetylserotonin O-methyltransferase-like
Exons: 6
Coding region: 1-699 (232 amino acids)
Molecular function (GO): O-methyltransferase activity
Source: RefSeq, a predicted model, not a curated record